Messenger RNA from Trichomycterus rosablanca, 1185 nucleotides. RefSeq names its product RAD23 homolog A, nucleotide excision repair protein a (gene rad23aa). Lineage: Eukaryota; Metazoa; Chordata; Actinopteri; Siluriformes; Trichomycteridae. Bases 136 to 642 code for a protein of 168 amino acids. The transcript has 8 exons. The record is from RefSeq and is a predicted model, not a curated record.
CGACGCAGCUGUGCUUCUGAGGGUGUUAUUGUUUUGAAACGGAGCUGCGAAAUUCUACAUAAUUCUUAUAAUUAAAAAAAAAGACUUUCCUUUGCCGAUCAUUCUAAAAACAUUUCAUAUAUUCUACACGAAUAUAUGGCUGAUAUGGCUAACGAACUAACGUCUGAACCCCCACCUCCGCCUCACUCCUCCUCCUCAUUUUGUCAUUCUCCUCCUUCUCCUGCUCCAGCGGCCUUGCCUUUUACCACUCGCUGCUUUUCACCCAACAGGAAUACACAGUCUGAUCCAGAGGAUGAAGAAGAGAAUUAUGGUGCUAACGGAUUAGUGGUGGAUUAUGACUCUGGUGACGUUGAGGAGUCUUCGAAAGAUGAUUUUUCCUCAGUGCCUGUGCAGGAGACGAGCCCCGAGACCAAAUAUCAGACAGACUGGCAGUCUGAGGGAGAGAAUGCUUUCAACCAUGGCCUUUCUCAGCAUCAGAUGGAGCCGGAUCCUGAACAGCCAAAUAAGCUGUUUGAGGUGCUGCCUACACCAGUAAGAGAGGAGACAAGGGAGGAGCGUCUUCACCCUGGCACUAUAGAAGACGAGGAAGAAACUGACAAUAACAGUCAGGUUAAUGAACAAAUGGAAGAAGAUGACUUGUAAGAAGUUGAAGGAUCUGGAUUUUCUGAAGUUCAGGUUGUCAACGUGCACAACAAUCCCUGCUUACUUAAGUCAGCUUUAAAGAAGAAUGAGAUCCUGAACUAUUUUAUAUACUGAUAAUAGAUGUUGUAGUCACUGGCAUUUUAGAAGUAGUAGGUUUUGUAAUCUAACUCAGUGUUUCUCAACCUUUUUUCAGUCACGGCAGCCUUUAAAAGUAUGCAAAAUCUCAAGUCACCCCAGUCUAAAAUGUAUAAAAAAACUUACUCUGCAUCCCUCGGACUGCUAACACACACGCACACACACCAUAAGGUGUCAUUUAGGGAGGGAGGGGUAAACGUGACUUACAUUUAAUGGGAAACCUGAGCCUGGGAUGAUGCACACAAUCGCCCUAUUCUGGCAGGGAUGGAUGAGAGGCAGACACGGAGUUCCUGGUCCAGAGCCCUCAGUCGCUCCCUGUACUUGUUCUUGAUGUAAGUUAGACUCGAAAAGCUCAGUUCGAGCCAUGAACGAAUCAGAUUUAACAUAAUUAAACGAGUUUAUAGUUUA